Molecule: messenger RNA, 1005 nt
Organism: Penicillium manginii
Lineage: Eukaryota; Fungi; Ascomycota; Eurotiomycetes; Eurotiales; Aspergillaceae
Product: Kelch repeat protein
Exons: 2
Coding region: 1-1005 (334 amino acids)
Molecular function (GO): protein binding
Source: RefSeq, a predicted model, not a curated record
AUGACGAAAAUCGUCGCCAAAUGCCACAAGCUUCUGGAAGAGGAAAGCCUCCGUCGCUCCUCGCAAAUUAUCUCCGUUGUUGGUGAUCAAGCUUACAUUUUCGGCGGAGAGCUACGACCGCGUGAGCCUCGCGACAACGGUGUCCACGUCGUUUCAUUGAAUAGUAGAAACGCCACCCUUACCUCCAAGCCGGCCACGUCCCGAUCUCCCUCUCCUCGUGUCGGCACUGCCUCGUGUACUCUAAACGACAAUGUCUACAUUUUCUCUGGUCGGGGAGGCGUCGCGAUGGCUCCUAUUGAGGAAGACGGUGCGAUUUGGGAAUUCGAUCCGUCGGCAUCAAGCUGGUCGCGUAUUUCGCCAUCAAACUCGAGCUCACAGGUCACCCCGGCAGCUCGGAGCUACCACUGCAUGGCUAGCGACGGAAAGGAUACGCUUUAUCUCCAUGCAGGUUGCCCAGAGAAGGGGAGACUAUCCGACCUUUGGGCCUUCAGCCUUUCCCAAAGAAGUUGGACGGAACUUGCCCCAGCCUUCGAUCCUCCCCGUGGAGGUACAUCGAUCGCAUUCGCCAAUGGCAAGUUGUAUCGAAUGAACGGGUUCGACGGUAAUUCCGAACAGGGAGGAAGUGUGGAUAUCUACGCGCCCGAGACUAACUCUUGGACUUCGCACUCGUAUCAGCCCGAUGGCAAAUCAGGUCCGACCCCGCGAAGCGUGGCCUCUUUGCUCCCGAUUCGUCUGACAGGGAGGUCUUUCCUGGUCACAUUAUUCGGCGAGCGUGACCCCAGCUCAUUGGGGCAUCAAGGAGCGGGGAAGAUGCUCCGUGACAUGUGGGCGUUUGACAUUGAAAGCCAGAAAUGGGAGGAAAUCGUUGCUGAAGGCUCAGACCUUCCCUUUGCACGGGGCUGGUUUGAUGCCGAUAUUGCCGGUGAAAAUACUAUUGUGGUUCAUGGUGGGCUGGGGGAGUCGAAUGAACGAUUGGGAGAUGUGUGGACUAUCGAACUCUGCUGA